AUGAUGGAAUACGCACAAUACCCUCAACAACAGAACGCUCACUCGGGAUACACGAACUCCGCCAACGGCAACAGCAUCACCUCUCCCCACGGCGUACAGACGUCACCUAUCUUGUCUCAACAACAAUCGCCCUCGCAACAACAGGGACACAACAUGUAUCAGCCGCAGUACAACGUCCCUCAGCAGGGCAUGCAUUAUGCCAUGCCUCAAAUCCAAGCCGCCGCCAUGGCGGCGACUGCUGCUGCAUCGGGAUCCAAUUACCCUUACAUGGCAUCCGAUCCCAGCAUGUCCCAGACGUCCCCGCGAAUGGGCGGCUCUAAGAAGGAUAACCGCGAUCCUCGAUCGCCUACUCAGAUGAACAACGUUUCGCAGCUGCCCGGCCAGAGGCGCCUCAGUCAAGUCACCAGCCCGGGCGUCCCCAAUGCCCAGGGCAUGAUGAGCCACGUCGGUGGUCGGCCUGGCGUCGCGCCACCGCAGAUGGCACAGGCCCAGGCCAUGCCUCACCCUCAAUCCCCUGAGAUGCCCACCGGCGGCGUUGAGGAAUCGCCUCUUUAUGUCAACGCCAAGCAGUUCCAUCGCAUCCUGAAGCGUCGCGUUGCACGUCAAAAGCUUGAGGAGCAGCUCCGUCUUACCUCCAAGGGCCGCAAGCCGUACCUCCACGAGUCGAGACACAACCAUGCCAUGCGUCGACCCCGCGGACCUGGUGGCCGAUUCCUGACUGCCGAGGAGGUCGCCGCCAUCGAGCGCGAGAAGGGCGGCGGCUCUGGCGAGCCUUCCAACGACGAUAGCCCCGACGCCAAAGCCGGCACAAAGAGAAAAUCAGAGGCUGGCGACUCGAGCACCAGCAAGAAGGCCAAGAAGGCCUCCGAGAGUCCUGAAGAGGAAGAUGACGAGGAGGACGACUCUUGA
This is a messenger RNA of Colletotrichum graminicola M1.001, 909 nucleotides long. RefSeq names its product CCAAT-binding transcription factor subunit B. The transcript has a single exon. The record is from RefSeq and is a predicted model, not a curated record. NCBI's taxonomy places the organism in Eukaryota, Fungi, Ascomycota, Sordariomycetes, Glomerellales, Glomerellaceae. The coding region runs from base 1 to 909 and encodes 302 amino acids. Gene Ontology annotation, cellular component: CCAAT-binding factor complex. Gene Ontology annotation, biological process: regulation of transcription by RNA polymerase II. Gene Ontology annotation, molecular function: RNA polymerase II cis-regulatory region sequence-specific DNA binding; DNA-binding transcription factor activity, RNA polymerase II-specific.